Chenopodium quinoa (quinoa) is the source of this 1116-nucleotide messenger RNA. RefSeq names its product probable calcium-binding protein CML15. Gene Ontology annotation, molecular function: enzyme regulator activity; calcium ion binding. The coding region runs from base 542 to 1039 and encodes 165 amino acids. The record is from RefSeq and is a predicted model, not a curated record. Lineage: Eukaryota; Viridiplantae; Streptophyta; Magnoliopsida; Caryophyllales; Amaranthaceae. The transcript has a single exon.
UGUGAGGUAUAAUUACCAUUCAAACCUCUUCUCCAAAAAUAUAACAUCCAAAUUCACUAAUCAAAAAAUAAAAACAUCCAAAUUUUCAUCAAAUUACAGCAAAAAAUUGGUAAUAAAAACUCCUAAAAAUUUGGCAAAUGAACGACAACAAUUUCAAGUUAAAAAAACUAUUUUACAAUUCCUAAAUUUACAAUUCCAAAAUCACAAUCAAUUCUUUGACUCACAUCCUCAUGAAAGACCAUAACAUUAUACAUGCUCCACAUUUUCCCCACUUGCUUCCCUUUUGAUCAUUCAAACAAUUAAACCCUCCAACCAAUUUAGACCAUUUCAACCCUAAUUCAAUUCAACCCCUCUUACACCCUUUAAUUUCUUAUCCCAAAAUUUCUUCAAUCAUAAUUAUAUAACCAAAAACCAAAUUGUUAUGGCGAAAAAAAUGAGCCAUCGCCAUAACAAUUUGAGCAAAUAAAUAAAAAAAAGGAAUUAUUAGACGUCGCCCUAAAAGCCUGAAACACAACCCGUGUUAAAUCCCACAAAAAAAAAAAUGGAUACCUUCAACCCCGAACAAAUAAAACAACUAAAACACAUAUUUGAACGUUUCGACAUGGACUCGGAUGGGAGCAUAACGCAGCUAGAACUAGCUGCGUUGCUACGCUCCCUAGGGGUGAAACACACGGGUGAUCAAAUAUACGCGUUGUUAACAUCUAUGGACUCGAAUGGUAAUGGUUACAUUGAAUUCGACGAAUUAGCACAUGCCUUAUUACCCGAGCUAAACAACCAUGAUAUAAUGAUCAACCAAGAACAGUUAUUAGAUGUUUUUCGGCUGUUUGACCGCGAUGGGAACGGGUUCAUCACGGCAGCCGAGUUAGCCGGAUCAAUGGCUAAGAUGGGUCAUCCUUUGACGUACAGAGAAUUGGCUGAAAUGAUGAAGGAAGCUGAUACAAAUGGAGAUGGUGUUAUUAGUUUUAAUGAGUUUGCUAGUAUUAUGGGUCGUUCUGCUGCUGAUAUGUUUGGCCUUAAUAUUACUUGUCCUGUUUCUUAGAUGUUACAAUCAAUUUUACUACUAUGAUUUUGUAAUGUUCAAUGAUAUAAGUAUAUAUAAACCAUGUUUCAUAUUCU